AUGUCUAUGAUGAACACUAUUAUUAAUGGUGAUGGUGGUGGUGAUGCUGCUGCUGCUGCUGCUACAAGUGCAAGGGGUACUGUUAGCAAGAGAGUCCCCGGGAUGCCAUUGAUCAGUGGACGGAACAAGGACAGAGAUCAUGAAGAUCUUAUUCUAUUCCGGGAGUUGCACAAACGCCAAAAAGAACGAAAUAUUCUCAGCCUCCUCCAACCUGUUUCUGAUGAGUUUGAGCCCACUGGAAAUUAUCAGCUCUACAGAACUGCAGCUGCCCAGAAAGGAUCUGGAUUUGAAUAUCUUGCUGAAAACGACAAAAACGAUUAUGAUUGGUUGAAAACACCUCCCGCCACUCCUCUUUUUCCAUCUCUAGAAAUGGACACAAAUGGCCCUGAACUCGUCAUUCAAAGGGAAAUACCAAUCCUCCAGCCUCUUUCACGGGAAAUGAGACUUGGGAAUGGGAAACCAAUUGUUUUCUCAUGUUUGGUAAGUCUAGGUAUAGGAAAUCGUUGCCUAGCUCAUGGGAAAAUAAGGGGGAAGGUGAAGUCAUCCUCCUAA
This is a messenger RNA of Prunus armeniaca (apricot), 552 nucleotides long. Lineage: Eukaryota; Viridiplantae; Streptophyta; Magnoliopsida; Rosales; Rosaceae. The record is from the annotation of a GenBank genome assembly.